This is a messenger RNA of Gadus chalcogrammus (walleye pollock), 4417 nucleotides long. Its product is annotated as SH3 domain-binding protein 2-like. The transcript has 13 exons. The record is from RefSeq and is a predicted model, not a curated record. Bases 354 to 2309 code for a protein of 651 amino acids. Gene Ontology annotation, molecular function: SH3 domain binding. Gene Ontology annotation, biological process: signal transduction. Lineage: Eukaryota; Metazoa; Chordata; Actinopteri; Gadiformes; Gadidae.
AGCUUCCACCCUGGUCUCCUCUUUAGCCAAAUCCCUUCAACACAGCUGUGGAUUACUACUGUCAACGGUUCCUUAAACCCCCUUCAUUCCGUUCUAUUCACCUUCCGACUUCAGUCUCCCUCGUCCAGUCUCUGCACGAGCUCCUGGCUCUCCUUCAGUCUGCACGGUCUCUCCUUCAGUCUGUUCUGUCUCUCCUUCAGUCUCUUCUGUCUCUCCUUCAGUCUGUUCCUUCUGUCCUUCUGUCCUUCCAUCCAUCCUUCUAUCCAUCUGUCUCCCAUCAGUGGUCUGGUCCAGUCGGUCGGUGGGGUGGUCAGCAUGGUCAAUGGUGCGAGGCUCGCUCCCUCGUGUCCGCCAUGUCUACUGUGUCUGUGAGGAAGAAGUCCCUGGUCAGCCGGUCACACAGUAGAAUGUGUGUUCAGAAGCAGAUAGACCUCACAUCCAUGGCCUCUCUGGAGAUGUGUUGGCCGGCCCCCAUGCGGGCCAUCGGGGCCCAGAACCUCCUCACCAUGCCAGGGGGCGUGUCCACCUGUGGCUACCUGCACAAGAAAGGAGGCAGCCAGUUCAGCCUCAUGAAGUGGCCUCUACGGUACAUCAUCCUCCACAAGGGCUGCGUCUACUACUUCAAGAGCAGCACCUCUGCUGCUCCCCAGGGGGCCUUCUCCCUCAACGGCUACAACAGGGUGAUGCGGGCGGCGGAGGAGACCACCUCCAAUAACGUGUUUCCCUUCAAGAUUGUCCACUUCAGCAAAAAACACAGAAUCUGGUUGUUCUCUGCAGCCAGUGAGGAGGAGAGGAGGAAGUGGAUGAAGUCUUUGCGCAAGGAGAUUGACCAUUACAACGACCGGAGAGAGUCCCUGAUCACUUUCGAGACCGACUCUGAUGACGAGAGCUUCUAUGGGAGCAUAGAACGACCCAUGGAUAUUAAACACUCUGAGGACCACACAGAGGAUGACUAUAUGGAGGAAGAUGAAGAUGACGAUGAGGAAGACUAUGUCAAACCUGACAGUUCCCCAACAUCGACAGUGGUUGACUCCAGGUCCUUCGCAGGUCGUCCCAACGUCCCUCCCCCGGCCUACCCUCCCCCCCCAGUGCCCGCCCCACCCCGCUCUCUGACCUCUGACCCCUCCUACAGGUUUAGCAAGGGCCCCACCCUCCCACCCCCCGUGCCCCCGCCCAACAAACUGUCCCCGAGCUUCCCACCCAGAAAGACUCCCCCACCCUUCCUCCCCCCCUCUAUCCUCAAGGACCCCGGGAGGAAAGGAGCCCCCAGCAGCUCUCUGGCCCCGCCCCUCCCGCCGCCCCCUAACACCAAGAGGCUCCUCCUGGGGCGGGGCUUGGUGCUCCCGGAACAACGCCCCUCCGAGGUCUGGAAGACUCCGCCUGCCAUCGGCAAACUUCUGGAGCACUGCAUGCUCAACGACCCCGCCGCCCUCAAAAGUCCCCGGGGGCUGCCCGGUAACCAAGGCAAAUUAUCGCCGCCGCCGCUGCCUCCUCCCAUUCCCGCUCCCUGCCCCCCCUCGUCCCACCCGGCCCGCCCUGCUCCUCCCACCCACCCUCCGCAACCCCGGACAGGCCAAGGACCAGCCUCCCCCAAGCCCCCCCCCGCCCCGCCAAACCUUGCCAUACCACCUAUCCCACCGACCACGCCCAUUUGGACACCGACCACGCCCAUUUGGACACCGACCACGCCCACUUGGACACCGAUCACGCCCACUUGGACACCGAUCACGCCCACUAGGUCACCGACCAUGCCCACUUGGACACCGACUACCACCACUCGGACAACGACCAUGCUCACUCGGGCACCGACCAUGCCCACCCGGGCCCCGACCAUGCCCAGUGUAGCUGAGAAUGCAACGCAAAGAGAGUCCCCAGAUGGUCAGAGUUUCCGGACCUCAGUGGACGAGAUGCCGGAGACCGGCAGGAGAAAGUCAGGCCUGAUCCAGAGAGGGGAAGACUCGGAUGACGACUAUGAGAAUGUUCAGCUACCAGACUCAGUCUUCAUUGACACGACAGAAACCAGCAGCGUAGAGAAGUUGUUUAAAGAGACAUCCUCAGCGCCCCACGAUGGACUAUAUGGAAUCAGAAACUCAGGCACUAAAACGAACAAGGUGCUCGUGGUAUGGGAUGUGAGUGUGGGGAAAGCCAGGAAUUACCGUCUGUUUGAAGAGGACAAGAGAGUGUUUCUGGACAUUGACGUAACCUUCCUGUCCCUGGAGGCGCUGGUCGAACACUACCAUACCCACCCUCUGCCUCACCACGGCUCCCUUUGUCUGCAGACACCUUACGGGGACGCCCACCCCAGGUGACCCCUGACCCUCAGUCUGCAGACACCUUACGGGGACGCCCACCCCAGGUGACCCCUGACCCUCUGUCUGCAGACACCUUACGGGGACUCACACCCCAGGUGACCCCUGACCCGCUGUCUGCAGACACCUUACGGGGACACACACCUGGUGACCUCCAACCCCUGACCCUCUGUCGGUCAUCUUAGCCUUCGGUGGAUUAAACCUUUCACCUCUUACCCUCUAACCUGGGGUCACUAGAAGACCUGGAGCUCAACAAGUCAACCAGCGGACUGGUUCCAUGUGGUGGUCUGGAGGACAGCUCCAGAAGGGCAGCGUCUGUUCCAGUGGGAUGUACUACUUCUGAUACUACUAGUAGUAGAACCAGGCAUACACGAGAGAGUUAUCCAAUCAGACUACAGAAGGAAAGCACUGCCUGUCGUAGUAAGGAAUAUUUCCAAUGCUGACCUGAGACUAGGUCUUAUGGAGAAUGGGUGGAACACAGGAGCUCCUCUACAUGUAGUGAUGUGCUACAGUAUACACUCACAGAUGAUUGGACCAAUAGCCACACACAGAACAAAUGGACCAAUAGCAGCACACAGUUUGAAUGAACCAAAAGCAGCUCAUGGAACAAAUGGACCAAUAGCAGCACACAGAUCAAAUGGACCAAUAGCAAAUCAUGGAACAAAUGGACAAAUAGCAGCUCACAGAUUGAAUUGAUCAAUAGGAGCUCACAGAUUGAAUGGACCAAUAGAGCUCACAGAUUGAAUGGACAAAUAGCAGCACACAGAUUGAAUGGACCAAUAGCAGCUCAUGGAACAAAUGGACCAAUAGCAGCUCACAGAUAAAAUGGAUAAAUAGGAGCUCACAGAUUGAAUGGACAAAUAGGAGCAGACAGAUUGAAUGGACCAAUAGCAGCUCACAUUUCCCUGAUCAGAUCAAACUUCACCAUAUGUUUAUGUACCCCAUUUUAAAACACAACAAUUAUCUAUAAAUACAUAACAAUUAUCUAUGUUUUAGGCCUAAAAUAUGUUUUAAAAAAGUAACAAUCAAUUUCCAAUGGUGUACAAUACAACAUUAAAAAACCUAAAGCAUACACUUCUAAAAUACAUUUCUAAAGGACGGACACGCGUACAGAAACAUUUGGAAAAAGGCAUUUUCUAAACGACUCAAACAGAACACAGAUCUAUCUUGGUUGCUUGGUUCCUUUAUAAUAAGCCAACGGGUAGACACUGUAGAUGUUGUACAGAGGUUGGCCACAAGAUGACGCCGUAACAACACUGUUUUACCUGAGACGGGACGACCGUACAGAGAGACCAUUUUUUUAUUGUAUGUUUGCUCUGUGUUGGACUGGAAUAAAUCACAGUGCUGCGGACGGUCACCUUUAGAGGACGCAAAUAUGACCUACCGAAGAUAUUGUGUUCACAUUGGGUACAUUCCAGUGCUCCACUUAAACAGGAAAUCGUGUUCAGAAAGUUAUAUUCUUACAGAAUGUAAAUGAAAUAUCAAUUAUAUUUAUUUAUGAUGUAAAUGUAAUGUAUCUAUCUGUAUUUACCAUUUCAAUAUUUUGUGUUUUGAUUGAGGCCAUAUACUGUAAAUAUAGUGUGCAUAUGAAAAAAACAUAAAUUACUGAUUGCAUUGACAGAAAGAGGGGAUGGGGGGCGGUGGAGGGGAAGGAGAAAUAGGAAUUAAAGGUAGAUGUGGAAGUAGAAUUAAAACAGGGAAUGAAUCAAAUAAACUGAAAAUGAUAUGGCACUUUGGCGAACCCUUCAGGUCACCAGAGGUAACUUCAACAACGGCCCCCACUUACCCUGUGUGUUGAAAUACCAACUGGCCUCCUUCAGCAGACAGAUGAGCGGUGGGAGGGAUGCUGGAGCUGGGAGUAGGCAGGUGGGCACACAGCAGGACAUGGCCUUGAUACGCUUGGCUAAUUUGUGUGAGAAAUCUCAGAGUGUAAAUAAGCUUGAUAACCCAUCUCAUGCACAGAACCUGAUGCAUGGCGAACUGGAAAUGAAAAUUGAUUUAAAUUAUUAUUAUUAUAAUUAUAAUAAUCACAAGAUGUGUUUAGUAUAAUAAAAUUAUCGUUGGAGAAGAAUAAUGGAUGAGGACUAAUUAGUAUGCUGAUUAAAUAU